Molecule: messenger RNA, 3700 nt
Organism: Lampris incognitus (smalleye Pacific opah)
Lineage: Eukaryota; Metazoa; Chordata; Actinopteri; Lampriformes; Lampridae
Gene: lrrc8ab
Product: leucine rich repeat containing 8 VRAC subunit Ab
Exons: 4
Coding region: 309-2696 (795 amino acids)
Molecular function (GO): protein binding
Source: RefSeq, a predicted model, not a curated record
UCGCCCACAGCGCCACUGUUCGGCCUGGCGGUCGGCGUAGACGUCAGAAAGUCCCGUGUACAGUAAAACUCGUCAACAACAAAGCUGGCCGGCUCCGUCGCUGGCCACUAAUGUCUUCGUUAGCAGAUUUUUCCGUUAAUGUGACGUCGGAGUUUAUUGCCGCCUGCCUAACGUAAUAUCCCAUCCAACUCCAUCGCGAUGACAGAGACAAAGGCCUAUGAAGAUUUCUGGAUCCACAGAGAGUGGAUUGUCCACCCGGGACGGCAUCAGGCACUGGAGCACAGAUAACAUCUCCAAUUUGGUAAGCCAUGAUCCCCAUCACUGAGCUGCGGUACUUUGUAGACACCCAGCCUGCUUACCGCAUCCUGAAGCCAUGGUGGGACGUGUUCACGGACUACAUUUCCAUUGUCAUGCUUAUGAUCUCCGUGUUUGGGGGGACAUUGCAGGUCACCCAGGACAAGAUGAUCUGCUUGCCCUGCAAGUGGGUGGUCAACCAGACCUGCAGGAGAUACUUCAAUGGCACCCUCUCAACUCCACUUACCCUGGAGCCCAGAGGGAUCCAGUACGACCUGGACCGGCACCAGUACAACUAUGUGGAUGCUGUUUGCUAUGAAAACAGACUGCACUGGUUUGCCAAGUACUUUCCCUACCUAGUGUUACUUCACACCCUCAUUUUCCUGGCCUGCAGCAAUUUCUGGUUCAAGUUCCCCCGGACGAGCUCCAAACUAGAGCAUUUUGUGUCCAUCCUCCUCAAAUGUUUUGACUCCCCUUGGACCACCAGGGCACUUUCUGAGACAGUGGUGGAGGAGAGUGAUCCAAAACCAAUGAAAAUGAACGGUUCUGUGGACCACAAAGAGUCUGUUAUCAGUGAGGAUGUUGAAGCUAGUGUUCCUAUGCUCCAGAGGACAAAAUCUCGUCUCGAACAGGGCAUUGUCGACCGAACUGAAACCGGGGUUCUGGACAAGAAAGAGGGUGAGCAGGCAAAGGCCCUGUUUGAAAAAGUGAAAAAGUUUCGCAUUCAUGUAGAAGAAGGGGAUAUUGUGUACAGACUGUACAUCCGCCAGACCAUCAUCAAGGUCAUCAAAUUCAUCUUGAUAAUCUGUUACACAGGGUAUUAUGUGCAUAACAUUCAAUUCAGUGUUGACUGCAGGGUGGAUAUAGAAAGCCUCACAGGUUACAGCAUGUACCGUUGUGCUCAUCCUUUGGCGACACUUUUCAAAAUCCUAGCCUGUUUUUACAUCAGUUUGGUGGUAGUCUACGGUUUAAUCUGCAUGUAUACCCUCUGCUGGAUGUUGCGACGAUCACUAAAGAAGUACUCUUUUGAGUCGAUUCGGGAGGAGAGCAGCUACAGUGACAUACCCGACGUGAAGAACGACUUUGCAUUCAUGUUGCACAUGAUAGAUCAGUAUGACCCGCUGUACUCCAAACGUUUUGCUGUGUUCCUCUCAGAAGUGAGUGAGAACAAACUGAGGCAGCUUAACCUCAACAACGAGUGGACGCUAGACAAGCUGAGACAGAGGAUCACCAAGAAUUCCCAGGAAAAGCUGGAGCUUCACCUCUUUAUGCUGAGUGGUAUCCCAGACACUGUCUUUGACUUGAUGGAGCUGGAGGUCCUCAAGCUGGAGCUCAUCCCCGAUGUCACCAUCCCACCAAUCAUUGCCCAGUUGGUCAACCUACGAGAAAUGUGGCUCUACCAUACGCCAGCUAAAAUUGAAGCACCGGCAUUGGCUUUCCUACGUGAGAACCUGAAGUCCCUGCACAUCAAGUUCACCGACAUUAAGGAAAUUCCCUUGUGGAUCUACAGCCUGAAAAACCUCAGCGAGCUCCAUCUGACGGGGAACCUCAGUGCCGAGAACAAUCGCUACAUUGUCAUCGAUGGAUUACGGGAGCUUAAACGGCUCAAGGUUCUCCGUCUGAAAAGCAACCUCACCAAGCUACCUCAGGUGGUGACUGACGUGGGCAUGCACCUCCAGAAGCUCUCUAUCAACAAUGAAGGCACCAAACUGAUGGUGCUCAACAGCCUGAAGAAGAUGGUGAACAUGACAGAGUUGGAGCUCAUCCGCUGUGACUUGGAGCGCAUCCCACACUCCAUCUUCAGUCUGCACAACCUACAAGAGAUUGACCUAAAGGACAACAACCUGAAGACCAUUGAAGAGAUAAUCAGUUUCCAGCACCUACACCGACUGGUCUGCCUCAAGUUGUGGUACAACCAGAUCGCCUACAUCCCCAUCCAGAUCGGCACGCUGACCAACCUGGAAAGGCUCUACUUGAACAGGAACAAGAUCGAGAAGAUCCCCAGCCAGCUUUUCUUCUGCCGCAAGCUCCGCUUCCUGGACUUGAGCCACAACAACCUUACCUACAUCCCAACGGACAUCGGCUUCCUCCAGAACCUGCAGUACCUAGCAGUGACAGCCAACAGGAUUGAGACCCUCCCAAAUGAGCUGUUCCAGUGCAAGAAGCUCCGCACCCUGAACCUGGGGAACAACUGCCUGCAGUCGCUGCCCUCCCGCUUUGGGGAGCUGACGGGGCUUACCCAGCUGGAGCUGCGAGGUAACCGCCUGGAGUGUCUGCCUGUGGAGCUGGGCGAAUGCCGGCAGCUGAAGAGAAGCGGCUUAGUGGUGGAGGAGGACCUCUUCAACACCCUGCCCACCGAGGUCAAGGAACAGCUAUGGAAGGUUGACAAGGAGCAGGCCUAGACAGACCGUGUGGUGUGUAAGAGACGUGACCAUCCACCCACUGCUGCUGUAGCCUGAGGCAUGGGAGGACCGCCCAGAAAGUUGCAGCGGAGCUGUAAGUGAAGCAAGUGCUGCUCCUAUUACUGUGCACAGCUGAGGGGACUGAGCUGCGUCUGUCACAGUGGCAAGAUUGCACUCUCUUUUCUAUUUGUGUUUUCAUUAACAUGCAAAGAUACGAAAUUGUUGAAAUUAGGGGUGUAACAGUACAUGUAUUUGCACCGUAACUAUUCGGUACAGGCCUCUGUUUACAGAACACAGGAUGUUCCCAAACGUCCCCUUAUCUCUGCCUGAUCAUGGGAGUAACAGUCUACAAACAAACAGCAAGUCAUUCUGAUUACUUUUAAAGCCUGGGUUUGAUUUUUAUUUCUUUUUUUGUCUUUUUCAUCUUAACCUGAGCUCUCCAUUGUAGUUAGCCAGCUCACUCUGUAUGUGUGCAGAGGCAGAGAUAGCAAACAAAACCAGUCAUUGACAUUGUAAUCAACUUCAUUCAUCAUAGGCUACACCAUGUCAGCGUCCUCAAAUGACUUCACCAAUUUUUACUACAAAUGAACGAGAAAGAAACAGACUUAGAGAACAUAUUAAUAAUAUGUCAUUGGUUUAAAGAACAAUGUAAGAAUAUUUUUUGUAGAUAUUGUUUAAGGUUAAUUGCCAAGUCAUCAUUAUUUACCAUCUUAUCACAGAAUCUCAUAAUGAAAACUGUAAGAGAAAGUCCCUGACUCUUUCUACUCACGUCUUUUCAAUUUCUUAUUUAUGAUGGAAGUUGAAAAUUUUAAGAGUUUGAUAUUGUCGCAACUGAACUGUGAUCCAAAAAACGAGGUACAGACCAAACCAUGAGUCUAAGUGAACUGUUACACCCUUAGUUGAGAUAAACGCAUGUUUAAAUGAACGAGUAUCAAACGAGAAGAGCCAUUGGAACUUCACUGGGUGUGAUUUCAGCAUGACAUCUGCAUAUGGGAUGAAAUGUU